Molecule: messenger RNA, 855 nt
Organism: Phaeodactylum tricornutum CCAP 1055/1
Lineage: Eukaryota; Bacillariophyta; Bacillariophyceae; Surirellales; Neidiaceae
Exons: 1
Coding region: 1-855 (284 amino acids)
Source: RefSeq, a predicted model, not a curated record
AUGUUUGAUCCUUCAGCAGGUUGCAGAGCGUUGGUGGUCGCGACUCGCCUGCACCUUGGGAAAGCCUCAGCGCCACCAUUGCAGAAAGAUUUGGACGCCAAAGUGGCUUCCUUUAUUAGAUUUUGCUCCCAUUCUUGCCAAGCUGCUGUAGGCGUGGUAGCCGUCGAUGCCACAGAAAGAAUUGCUGGCUUUGACUUGGUAAAAGCGGUUCAGAGAUCGUGCGACAAAGCCCUUGAAGAUACAAGCGUAUCGACGGAGAUUAUCCUGUUGCCGGUAUCUCCCUGGGGAAAGUUCGUUCCGGCCUUGAAUGCGUUGGUCACAUUCGCGACUACUCACGCCUGCAAAGCAAAGCAGGUGCUAUUUGUGUCCGCGGAAACGAUGGCAUCGCCAGAAUCGAUAGAUGUUCUACUGUCACAUAUUACUGCAGCCGAUGACGUUUUGGUCGCCGGCGCUCUUCUGCCUGGUCAUCUAUACGAGGCAUCAGUGGAUGGAAAUGAAGCUUUGGAAGUGGAACUGAACGGACGAACGGCACCUUGGAAUACAAUGGCCGUGUGGAAUUUGAAAAAGCUUGCACUCACUGGAUUUCAGUUAGUUUCUGAAGGACAUUUAACCGACGAUCAGACGCAACCUUCUUAUGGCGUUGAAGAAGUAGUUGCAAUUGCCAUGCUGCAAGCCCUUUUGGGUAAGGAAAUGGCUGUGGCAAAACUCGUGCGAUUGCCUGGUGUCGAUUGGGAUCAAUCUUUUUGCGACCCCGAGCGGCAAAAAUGGCACGUGGCCAAGAUGGAAUCCAAACGCAUCCGAUCGCAAGUACAGUUGGAUUUGUUGGGUUUAAAAGGAUCUGUAAUUCAUUGCUAG